This is a messenger RNA of Antechinus flavipes (yellow-footed antechinus), 1287 nucleotides long. It is a transcript of the gene TMEM207, whose product is annotated as transmembrane protein 207. Lineage: Eukaryota; Metazoa; Chordata; Mammalia; Dasyuromorphia; Dasyuridae. The record is from RefSeq and is a predicted model, not a curated record. Bases 160 to 633 code for a protein of 157 amino acids. The transcript has 5 exons.
UCCGGUGCCCACUGGAGUGUGUGCGGGCGGCCGGCAUUCCUUCCCCAACCUUCCGACUUGCCAGUCACAAGCGGAGAUCAUUAACACAUGCCCUGCACGGAGCGCGAUCCCGAGGGCACCGGCUGAGUUCUGAAGCCCGGAAAGACACGGCCGACCACCAUGCAGCCCGCCCGCCCGGGACCUUCCUGGACCAAGACGUGGCCGCCCACGGGGCCGAGUUUCACCUCGCUGCUCUCAAGGACUGGAGUCGCGGGCACGAUGCUCUGCCAGGCCAUGAGUCCAGACCCGACCUGUAAAGAAAAUGAAACGUGUGAGAGCCAUGAUGACCAACUCCUCAGUGACUGGUACAUCUGGUGCCUCAUGCUGCUCCUUCUGAUCAUCAUCAUCUGCUGCUCCGUCCUGAUCUGCCUCCGGUAUUGGCUGAAAAGGUCCCAUCUUUGUUCCCCUGGACGCACUGUGGCUGUGUUUUCAGUCAAUGACGUCGACUUCAUUUCAGGAAGAGAAGCGGUCACAGGUCCAACAGCAAGCGUUGACCUCCAUUCUCCACACCCUGAGCUGUACCCUGUAUCACAUCCUGUCCCUUUGGGCCCCCCACCUUCGUAUGAAGAUUCCCAGAAGACAAGCAGAUUGUAAUCUAUAGUUUCUUCUAUAAAGACCAAAAGUCAUUAUCUCCCCCCCCCCCAUCACCUGCCCAUUGAAAGACCCAUCUUCCAUUUUUCUGACUUUUUAGAACAGACUUCAAGAAGGGAUGAGAUCAUGGACAACUAUUUUAUUUUCAAAGUGAUUCUACAUGACCCAAAGGAUGAUAAAGAAAAAAAGAAUCAGUUCCCAGCAAUGUGCUAAUCCCAAAGCAAGACUAGUGUUGCCCUUAGUUCUAUCAGGGGAAAGAUCAUAUGCAUAGAUUAGUAGAGACAAAAUGAAAGGGCAUCUAGUACCCUUUGAACUGAGCUUUGAAGGAAAUCUCAGAUUUCAAGAAGUUCAGGUAAAGAGGUAGGAGAAACUGCCUGUUCAAGAGAGAUGGACGUGUUAUUUAUGGGGAAAAAUGGGGAAAAUGCUAAUUUAGCUGGAUCCAAGAGAGUAAUUGUAUAAUAAGUUUGGCAAAGCAAGCUGGAAUCAAGAAUGGGAAGCAGGGCAGAAGGGGUGACUCUUAGUUCAGAGAAUGGACAGACUUGUCCCAUGACAGUAUAGUUGUCUGAAAAGCAAACCCAAACAAACAUGAAGCAUUGUUAUUUUUAUAAAUUGGAGCCUAUCAAUAAUAAAGUUUCUUCAUAUAAGAAACUCAGAAAA